Messenger RNA from Oryzias latipes (Japanese medaka), 2951 nucleotides. It is a transcript of the gene ppp1r14bb, whose product is annotated as protein phosphatase 1, regulatory (inhibitor) subunit 14Bb. Gene Ontology annotation, cellular component: cytoplasm. Gene Ontology annotation, biological process: regulation of phosphorylation; innate immune response. Gene Ontology annotation, molecular function: protein serine/threonine phosphatase inhibitor activity. The record is from RefSeq and is a predicted model, not a curated record. Lineage: Eukaryota; Metazoa; Chordata; Actinopteri; Beloniformes; Adrianichthyidae.
CGCUCGAGCCCAGACGCGCGCGCGCAGCUCUCUCUUGGGCACAUUUUUCUUUGUACUCAGAGAAGAGUUGAGGCCGGCUUUUCUUCCGCCGUCUUCUCUUUUUUUUUAAAUAUAUACCUAAGCAGAGCUCGCGCGCUGUAAAUAGCCCGGUAAGCCGGUUACACGUUACGCUUUAACGUACGCGUCGGUUGGUUUUUGUGUCACGGAGGUGGACAGUUCUGCCCCGGCUCCUCUUGACGGUUCUGGACAACAAAAGCAUCAAGUCCGGCGGUUUGGGUUAUUUCUUCCCCUUAAGUCGCGAAUUAAUCAAACGGGAUUUUUUUUGUUUGUUGCUGAACGCCUCCCCGUUAACACUUCCACACCUACCGGGGGGAAGAAGAGACUAAAACAAAAACACUACCUUUUAAAAUAAUAUUUUAUCCUAAACUUGAGCGACGAUGGCAGCUGUAACUAGCCCGGAGACGAGCCCUCAACCCCGGGUAUAUUUCCAGACGCCGGCCGGCACCACCGAGGAACCGGAGACACCCGUUCGGAAGCAGGGGCGCGUUACGGUCAAAUACGACCGCAAGGAGCUGCGGAAGAGACUGAACCUGGAGGAGUGGAUUAUCGACCAGCUAACGGACCUAUACGACUGCGAGGAGGAGGCCAUCCCAGAGCUGGAAAUAGACGUGGACGAGCUGCUGGACAUGCCCAGCGAUGUGGAGCGGGCAGCCAGGGUCAAGGAUUUACUGGUGGACUGCUUUAAACCUACUGAGGACUUCGUCUCAGAGCUGCUGGAUAAGAUCCGAGGGAUGCAGAAGCUCUCCACGCCUCAGAAGAAAUGAGGAGACCCCUCCUUACCCGCUCCCCUUCAUCCAUCACCUAGCGUCUUCCUGCCACACUUUAGUUCUUCACUUCUUUUUUAACAUCUUUUCUUCAUCAGAUCAUGAGAUGUCACAGUUCUGCCUCUUUUGUACGUCGUGUUUGGACUUCUUUUCAUUCGCAACAUCCGUCAGAUAAAAAUCAUUUCAAUCCCGUCCAGCUUUUGUCGCUCCUCUUCCUCCCCUGCACAACCUUCCAUCUGCCUGAAGGGGGAGCCAGCUGCAUAAUUUCAAGCGAAAGAGCAGUCAGAGGCUAACAAAGAUUAAAGAAUAGAUUUUUUUUAACUUUCUUUUCUUCUUUGUUAACUUUAAGGACAAGGGGAUCACGCUCUCACUCCAUGUUUGUAUUUUCAUGGUUAAGAUUGAUCUUUAGUCCCUCCCCCUCUCUUAAACCUGCAGCGGAGCAUCAACAGACUUCUUCUUUUUCGUUUGUGUGUCAUUUGAAAACUGUCAUUUUGGGGAAGAGAAGCCAAACCUCAGACCACAAAAUAAUUCCUACGUUAUAUUUUUAGUCCAGGCCUGGAAAUGACUAUUUGACCUUCAAAUGCAACUUUAAACAUCUGGAAUUAGCUUUUUUUUCUCCUUUCACAAUAAAAGGUUUGGUUUCUUGCCUGAAAUGUGCAGUGAAGUACAGUGAAGAGGCUGCAUUGAAGCUACUGCCGUGCAGCCUGUACUCACACAUGUACUGUAGUUGCUUUUCAUAUUUGUUGCUACUUAAUGUACAGCAACUGGUAUGAUGUGAAGUGUUGUUGGGCCCUGUAUAUUCUGCUGUUGUGUGUGACAAAUUAGUUCUUAGUGUAGGACUGGUUCCUAUUUUCUUAUCUCACACGUGGAUCGUCCAAACGGGGACAAAAGCUGCCUUUUCCUCCAUCACAUCUGCACUCUUUGCUGCUUCCUCACAGCGUCUUGUUUCCUCCACACGAUAAAAUAAAAAAAAUCUGUCUCCUCUUCAGCCGAAAAAAAAAAGGACGGAGUCCUCACUCCAAAUCCAAGCGUCCGCCCCACUCCUCUCUGUCACGGAAGCGCGUUGGCAAACCGCUGCCUCCAAAAACACAGAUGCGCGACACCAGCUGCCAAUCAUCUCCCCUCAUAUGAGGCCAUCUGUUUCUGAUCCUGGGCCAAUCAGAUCAGAGCCUGAAGCGGCAGCAUUUGAGCGACUGCGAACACUUGCAGGGAUGUCUGAGCUUCACUGCCUCUUUUACAGCAGACACACACACACACACACACACACACAAACACACACACACACUGGGGGCCCACUUUAUCCUGCUGCACCGUCUCCUUGCCAUCCCCUCCUACCUUCUUCCAUGCAUCCUCCUGUCCUGCUCCCUCAUCGCUCUUGAGUUUCCUGUUUUCAAACAGAUGUUGCCUUAGGUAUUAUUUAUGUUACACAAACCAAAUAAACAGGAGACAUCUUUGCUUUUUUCUUUAGAUGUGCUACCAGGUGGAGCUACAUCUUGUGGGAGAAUCUUGGAUUUUCCUUUUUUGAGAUUCUGUUUUUUUUUUUAAACCAAUAUUUUUUAGGUGUGUUUCAUAUUUGCCGUAGGCCUUGAUGCAGUGAUGCUGUUCAGAUAAACCAUGUGUUUGAAUGCUGGUCUGUUUAUAAAUUGUGAUCGCGACCCUUCUCAACGCCAAGCCUUGGACUGAUUUGUUAGCUGAAGAAAAAUCCAUUCAGAUGUGAUUGUUUUUGCCUUCUCAAUGAUGUUUCCAGAUAGAUCGACUGCUGUUUUUUAGUUUUUACUUUUCUUCCCUUUUUCGAUCAGUAAAAUUGCACCAGGCAAGUUCAGUCAGCAGCUGAAUUUCAGUGGAUUUUCAUUUUUAAAGUUCAAGUUUUGGAUUAUUAUUAUGUCUUCUUAGACUGUUAUUGACAAGUCUGGUUUUUUUUUUACUGUUUGGGAAAGAAAAAAAACGAUUUUACCAUUGAGGUUAAAUACAAGAGCUAAACCAUGCAGAUUAGACGUGUUAGGGGAGUGUACAGUUUUUAAAAAUUAGGCAAACCAACAAACACAUGUAGCAAUAUCAACAACAGGUCUUGUUUUUGCCCAAUUUUGUUACUUUUAUGCAACUUUAAUAAAAAAUAUGUAAAACUGA